AUGGACAAUUUGGCCACGUGGUUAUUACGCGUCUCGGAGAACAGCACCGAGAGGUACAGCGCGAUAAUCGAUGGCGAGAUAUCGAGAUUCCCGAAGACGCUGAGGACAUUCGCGGCGGUGGUCGCCAUUUUGAUAAUGAUCGUCGGCCUGGCUGGCAAUUUACUGACGAUCAUCGCUCUCUGCAAGUAUCCCAAAGUUCGAAAUGUUGCGGCAGCUUUUAUUAUUAGUUUAUGCGUGGCGGACUUCGUGUUCUGCCUUUUCGUGUUGCCGUUCGACUCGAUCAGAUUCAUCAACGCUAGCUGGGCGGAAGUGAGAUUUCUCUGCGUCCUUGUGCCCUUUCUUAGGUAUGGAAACGUUGGCGUCAGUCUCCUCUCGGUCGCAACUAUAACCAUCAAUAGGUACAUCAUGAUAGCACAUCACGGCUUGUACAGCAAAGUGUACAAAAGGUACUGGAUCGCUUUCAUGAUCGUGUUUUGCUGGAUGUUCUCCUACGGAAUGCAAGUACCCACCCUUCUAGGAAUUUGGGGUAGAUUCGACUACGAUUCGAACCUCGAAACCUGUUCGAUCGUAAAGGACAGCAGGGGACGCACGUCCAAAACGUUUCUUUUCGUGAUGGGUUUUCUGAUACCGUGCGUGGUGAUCGUUGGAUGUUAUACCAAAAUAUUCUGGGUGGUGCACAGAUCCGAGUCUAGGAUGCGAAAACACACGACACCCGUGAUAAAGUCGCCCCAUACACCCGGUAGGGAUACCAGGGAGAUCAAACAGAGACGAAGCGAAUGGCGAAUCACGAAGAUGGUACUCGCCAUUUUUCUCAGUUUCGUCGCUUGCUACCUUCCGAUCACGAUCGUUAAAGUAGCCGACGUGGAGGUUCGAUAUCCAGAGUUCCACGUGCUGGGCUAUCUCCUCCUGUACUUCGCCUCCUGCGUGAACCCGAUAAUCUACGUGAUCAUGAACAAGCAGUACAGGCAGGCGUACGCGGGCGUGAUUGGUUGUUCGCGGAUAAGGGCGGGCCUGACACCGUACGGCAGCAGCGCCCCCGGCCACCACCAUCACCAGCCGGACUACGGCCAAGACUACUCGAAGGACUUCAGCAAAACGAUGGUGUCGACGGUCUCUAUCGCUAUGAAUCCUGUCAGGGACUCACGGUUCGAAGAGGAUCCCUAAACGUUCGCGAAAUGAAAA
This is a messenger RNA of Dufourea novaeangliae, 1182 nucleotides long. It is a transcript of the gene moody, whose product is annotated as G-protein coupled receptor moody. Lineage: Eukaryota; Metazoa; Arthropoda; Insecta; Hymenoptera; Halictidae. Gene Ontology annotation, molecular function: G protein-coupled receptor activity. Bases 1 to 1164 code for a protein of 387 amino acids. The record is from RefSeq and is a predicted model, not a curated record. Gene Ontology annotation, biological process: G protein-coupled receptor signaling pathway. The transcript is spliced from 8 exons. Gene Ontology annotation, cellular component: membrane.